AUGUGUCAAUCUGAAGGUCGUAUUAAAGCCAAACGGCUGCAGUACAACGGGAAUCAGCCGUUGUCUUCUGGUGAGAUGAGUUUUUUUCUCUUCACCAUCUCUUUUAACAAUGACAUCUAUCUGGCUCUUAAAAUUGAGCGAAUAAAUUUGAUGCUUGACCACAUUGUGAGUAAUAAUUCUUCUUCGUUGUCAUAUCUUUCCUGGCUGCUUUCCAUCGAAUCUGUUUCACCUGACAUAACUCCCAUCUCAGACUCACCCUUGAUUUCUUCCUCUCCACCUUCCCGUCACUGGCCAUAUCAGCAAUUAUUCCCUGGAUCAAGUCGCCUCGCUCAGUUAGCUUAUGUGCUGCCCUGUCUAUACACUCUUCUCUUACCUGCUUCCGGUCGACCUCGAAUUCCUCCUCCACUUCAGGGCCUCUUUCCUAUAGAUUUAAAUUCUUCACUUUCUAUGGGGCCUGGGGGUCUGAUGGGAUCCCGAGUUGGCGAUGAAGAACUCUCAGAUUGCAAUAAAGAGGAUGUUAGUGAUAUUUAUUAUGCUAAUGCUAAUGAGGACUACGAUGAGGAAGGAAUUGCAAAUGCAAGGAAGGAAAAGGCAGGAAAGGAAAACGAAAAACGGACUAUCUCACUGCCUGAGUCGGGCAAUAAUACGGACGAUCGUGACUGCACUAUGCACUCUGAGGCAUCGAUUCUCGAGAAAAAUUCGUCAGGGAAUACUGAAGUGUCUACUGGCACUGCUAUCGCUCAUGUCCCGAUUACUUGCUUGGCCUCCCCUGCAUCAAUGGCUCUUCAGCGCCUCCUCAGCCACCUUAUUUAUCCGAAGCAGAAGCGAAAGCCAGCUGUCAACUCUUCUGAGAAAAAGCACUUUGGUCAGACACGCUGCACUAGGUUGGCUCAAAGCUUUCUGGUAAGAUUUGUGGUACACCGUGACCAAACUUAUGCUUUUAUUCUAUGGGUUUGCUAA
This is a messenger RNA of Protopolystoma xenopodis, 960 nucleotides long. NCBI's taxonomy places the organism in Eukaryota, Metazoa, Platyhelminthes, Monogenea, Polystomatidea, Polystomatidae. The record is from the annotation of a GenBank genome assembly.